AUGCCGCCGGCCACGCACCAGCAGUCUUGGCAGGGAUGGGUGCUGACUCCGGACGGCGCAUGGUGGCCCCCGUCGGCGUCUGGCUCGCGCUUGUGGCAGUGUGGGCACUGCAAGAGCACGAACUACGUCCCCGAGACGCGCUGUAUGACCUGUGGGUUAAAGAAAUCCUGCGCCCAGGCAGUAAGGGCACUCCGGGAGGACAUGUUCAUCCACCUCCAGCUCAUCAGCAUCAAGCUCCCCAGCACCAUGGAGAGCGCGGAGGCGGGGGAACCAAUGACGUCCGCUUCGGCGACGAGCUCGGCACCUACGCGUGCGGAAACGCUGGCCGUCAUCAAGCAGAUCGAGCAGGCCAGCUCCGCCCUCACCUCCCCGACAAUGAAGGACAUGAAGACCAACCUGGAGGAGCAGCUGGCCACCAAACGCAAAAUGCUAAAGGGCAUGAAGCCGCUCGGUCAGCGCUUGGACGGCACGAGAGCGGCCCUUGACAGGGCCGAGAAGCGCAAGGAGCAGGCAGCGACCGCCUUGACGUUCGCCCAGAAGACCAUGGAGCAGGCGGAGGCCGAGGAGGCAAAACUCACCCAGGCCACAAUGCGCGCCGCGGCGGCCGCGAUGGUCGAAGCCGCAUCGCACCCCUCCCGGCGGCUCAACGGCAAACAGGCUCCCGCCGUCCCCACGCUGGAGGUCACGAACAUGUUCUGCAAGAAGCACAAGCACAGCAUCCCAGCCCUACUAGGUAUCGACAGUACCAUGUGGGGCCCAACAGCCAUGGACCAGGUGAGCACCGUGCAGUUCGGCGACUCCCUGACCUCCAUGGCGCAGCAGAUGGUCGCCAGCUACGGCGACGACGACACUUCAUCGAGCACAUCUUCAUCACCUUCUUCUUCCACCCCCGCCGCCUUGGACCAGGAGUGUUCCGUGCAGUUCGGCGCUCCUGUGGAGCCGCGUCCAGACCUUUACGCCGCUCUGCCAUUUGGCAGCGUGACGAGCACAGGCAUCGCGACGCUGAGCAGCACGACGGAGUGCGACACGACGGCGCGCAGCUCCACCAUUCCGACAUCCAGCUGGGACCAGUAUGACUGGCCCCUAGCUGACCCCGUGUUGCUGCGAACCGACGCGGAGCAGGUCAACACGUCUUUCUCUACGACUCCCCGCCUUCCGCGGUUGGCCCAUUGCCGUGCGCGGGCGAAAUGGUGGGAGUCCGUCAGGCGCCGUCGCGCCGACCCCGCCCAUCGAGCACCGCCCGGUUACGCGGGCGAUUCCCGGCGAGACGCGACCGCGUGGCCCCAUCAUCCCGGUCAGGCUGUGGUGCUGCCAGACGCGCCGAACGCCGUCUACAAGGUGGCCACAGCCAACAUUCAGACUCUGAAGCCGUGGCAGGAAACGCGCAGUUACGCGUGCACCACCUUGGCCCUGAUGAACAGCAAGGUCCAGCUCCUCGAACAGCAGUUCCGCGAGGUCGGCUUUGCUUGCGUUGGACUUCAAGAGGGCCGCGCUGCGAAGUCCUCUCGACGGGAUGGCGUCUACUACACCACUUUUGCCGCGGCAGCGGAGGAGGGAGGCAGCCUUGGAGCACAGCUCUGGCUGGAUCGUGAUCUCGGCCAUCAGGCGCUUCAAUGGCGCGCAGUUUCUCCAAGACUCCUCUUUGUGAUCACCGUGUCCAAGCACCAUGCCGUCCACGUCUGGAUCUCUGCGCACGCCCCCACAAGAGUGGCGACGAAGGACGAACGCCUCGCGUUCUGGUCCGAGCUGACGUCCGUCGGCCUGGAGCUCAGGGGACGUUUUCCGCAGACUGGCGAGUCCAUGCGGGGCUUUUCCGAGCAGCUCAACCUCGUCGCCAUCAACACCUUCACUGGUAGCUCUCCCACGUGGCAUUCCACGAAGGGGACACAUCACCGCGUUGACUAUCUCCUUGUGCGGCAGAGCCAUCAGAACUGGGUCUACGACGUCACUGUGCACUCGGACCUGGACCUCACUUUCAAUGGAUGGCGUGACCACGACGCUGUGUCAGCCGUGCUACGGAGGGCCGCUUCGUUUCGCCUCUCGCUGCGCAUGGCGUCGCUGUGGAUUCCUUCAAACGCCUCGGCGCGCGCCCGCAAAUUCGAGGCAACCUACCGCGCCGUGAUCUUGAAGCUCCAGCGGAUGGCCAACGGAUCUCUUCGGCGCGACCGCCAGGAGGUUCUGGACAGCAUGGCCAUCAAGCCGUCUGCCGCCGAGCACAGCGACCUUCUCCUGCUCGACGUGGGCACGGCGGGCACGGCGGCCACUGCCGCCGCCUUUCGCCGGCUAGGUCGCAACAAAGGCGUCGGAGAGGACAACGUAUUUGCGGAGGUGCUGGUCGCGGGCGGCGAGCCCGUCGCGUUUUUGUUCUCGAUCGUCAACCGGCACGUUUUGCACACCUACCAGUGGCCGACGCAAUGGCGCGGCGGUCUUCUGGUCCACAUGCACAAGCAGAAGGGCGACGCGCGCGUGUGCGACAGCAGCCGGGGCAUUCUACUAGCGGACCACGCGGGCAAGGGUUUGGCUAGCAUCGUGAAGGACGCCCUGGCGCCAUCCAUCAACGCGUCCGUCUUCCCCCUGUUCGUGGACCUGGUGAAGGCCGUCGAGAAGCGCGCCUGGUUCAAGCUCCCGGGAGGUGGCCGCGUGACGACUUCGCUCACAAGCGGGCGGCAGGGAUGCAAGCUCGGUUCGACGGCGUUUAAUUCGGCGUACACUCCGCCCUUGGACAUGCUCAAGUGGCGUCUCGCACAGGAGGGCUUGACCCUUCGGCUCCCCGACGCUCCGGCGACCUUUUGGGCUGACGUUGGUCCUCCCUCCACUGAACAGGAGGACAUCGUUGACGCCGCAUUCGUGGACGACGAGGUGGUCAUCCUGCUGUCCGAGUCGCCCGCGGCGCUCGCCCGGGCGGUCGACGCCCUCCACGGCAUCAUCACCGAUGCGUUCGGCGCGUUUCACUUGGAGGUCAACUGGGGCAAAGGGACGCUGCACAUCGUGGACGCGUGCAAGCACCUUGGCACCUUCAUGUCGGCACAAGGCAUGCUCUUCCGGAGCGCUGUGCACCGUGCCUCGUCUGCUUUAGGAGUCUACUCCCCGAUCGCCUUCAAAGUGUUUGGGUCUAGCGUUAUCGAUAACAAAUGCAAUUUUGUGUCCAUGCGCAGUUUAGUUCUUUCUCGCCUCACCUUUAAUCUGCACGCGUGCGUUUUGUCUCCUCGCGCCUUACAGAAGCUGGCAGGGGCAUGCGCGCGCGUGCUGCGGCGGAUCGCCGGCGACCCCCGCUUCUCCACGAAGGUGGCGAUGACCUACGUCGAAGUGCGAAUCAAGUUGCGUAUGCCUUCACUUGACUGCCCUGCGCGCUUACGGGCUGCUUGCGGGGGGCGCAGGCCCCUGCCAGGCGUCGCGUUCUUCUCCCUGCCGUACGGCGCGUUCUUCCAGUCCUUGGUCUCGGUGGCAGAUGGGCGCCUGAUCACCAUCAGAAGCUUGCCCUUUUUCGGGGCGACGCCCGAACGUCCUCCGACAGCAGCGGCGGGGCGACGGCGGGCGGCCAUCCCUGGCCCCUGGCGCGAUAGCGCGGGCGAGGCAGUGCGCGAGAGGCGCGAGCACCUGCGGCUCUGGCCGCCGACUCGACCUAGAAAUGGCUGCGGCGAUGGCGAAAAUGCGCGCAGCGACCUUGAGCACCGAGUCUAA
This is a messenger RNA of Prorocentrum cordatum, 3681 nucleotides long. NCBI's taxonomy places the organism in Eukaryota, Dinophyceae, Prorocentrales, Prorocentraceae. The record is from the annotation of a GenBank genome assembly.